AUGAGAGACUCGGGUAUCAGUCCCCCAAUCGCGACAGACCCAUUGACGAAGAGAGAAGGCGGUCACUAUGGUUAUCGCACACCAAAAUCAAAUGAAGACAGUUCAAAUUUGGACUUUGCUUUGCGAAAUGGACUAGCCGGCGGUGUCGCAGGCUGUGCUGCCAAAACUAUUGUCGCGCCAUUGGAGAGGAUCAGGAUCCUGUUCCAGACUUCCCACUCGCAUUUUGUACGAUAUUCGACCCGUUGGGGUGGUUUAAUUAAGGCAGCUCGAGAUAUUCGAACAUCGUAUGGUAUACUUGCGCUCUUCAAAGGCCACUCGGCAAGCUUGGUCCGUGUCUUCCCCUAUGCCGGCAUCAACUUUCUCGCAUACGAACAAUUUCGAGCAGCAAUUGUCACAUCCCCCGACCAAGAAGCACCGUGGCGUCGAUUCUUGUGUGGGAGUAUGGCCGGUGCGACCUCAACUUUGCUCACAUAUCCUCUUGAGUUGAUCCGUACACGUCUUGCGUUCGAAACAGUACAAAAGAAUCCCUCAUCCUGGGUGGGUAUCUCUAAGAAAAUUUAUUUUGAAGGAGUAGGUAACGGGAGCUUCUUCAAUCUCUAUCGUGGUAUUACCCCGACUAUGCUAGGGAUACUUCCGUAUGCGGGCACGUCAUUCCUCACCCACGAUGUACUUAGAGACUGGCUUCGCUCGCCUGCACUUGCACCCUAUACCCUAGAAGCGCCGUCAUCCACUCGACUGACCGCAGUUGCGCAGCUUUCCUGUGGAGCAGUCGCUGGAAUAGUCGCUCAAACGGUUUCUUACCCGAUUGAUAUCAUUCGGCGACGGAUGCAAGUCGGGAAUGUGGGCAAUGGUCAAUCGGGCAUUUUGGAGACAACUCAACGUAUCUUUAUAGAGAGAGGAGUGAGAGGUUUCUAUGUUGGGCUUACCAUUGGCUACGUGAAAAUGGCGCCCAUGGUAGCAACAAGUUUCUAUGUCUACGAUCGGAUGAAGCGGUCUUUGGGUUUAAUCGAGUAG
Messenger RNA from Penicillium griseofulvum, 1014 nucleotides. Its product is annotated as Mitochondrial carrier protein. The transcript has 2 exons. NCBI's taxonomy places the organism in Eukaryota, Fungi, Ascomycota, Eurotiomycetes, Eurotiales, Aspergillaceae. Gene Ontology annotation, biological process: transmembrane transport. Gene Ontology annotation, cellular component: mitochondrial inner membrane. The record is from RefSeq and is a predicted model, not a curated record. Bases 1 to 1014 code for a protein of 337 amino acids.